GGAGAUAGGCCAUUACUACAAGCUAGCCACAAGGUAUUUCUCUCUCUUCCCUCUGAACCAGUAACCCCAUCAACAACCAAACUUUGAGAGAGAAGAUCGAAUUAAGGAUGGCAGUGUCUUCGACAUGCAUGCCUCACAGGGAGUUGAUGCCAACAUUAGUUAAAUCCACAAAUACUUCAACCCUUUUUUGGUUGAAUAACAAUACUAAUAAUAAUGUUAAUGUUAAUGUUAUUACCACUAAUAAUUAUGUUACUCUUACAAGAAAGGCCCCCUGUUCGAGGUUUCUAGCAAGGAGCACUGAGGAUGCUUCAGAGAUGACAGCGACGGCAACGGACCAGUCAUGGGAAGGAGAAGGAGAAAACAGUCCGAUGGAAAUGCCUAAAGGACCUCCUUCUAUCAUCUCUGCCCUUAACGUUGAAAAGGCUCUUCGUGGCAUUGGAAUUACGGAUGUGGACCAUUAUGCUAGGCUGGGACUUCGAAGAGGAUGCACCUAUGAUCAGGUUGGAGCUGCAUACGAGAUUCAAGUCAAGGAAUUAUCCAGCCAAGGGAUGGACGAGGAACAAUUUAACAAAGAGCGUGAUCUUCUUAAGGAAUCGUACAAUAUAUUAUCUUCUGAACAAGAAAGAAGGUUAUAUGAUUGGAGCUUGGCGAGGAACAGCGCACCUGAGAGAUAUAUGUGGCCGUUCGAGGCCGACAUAACACAAACUCCUAGAUGGGGUACUCCUCCUCCACAGGAACCUGAAGAUGUCGGACCUACAACAGCUGUGGGAUAUUUCCUAUUAGCCUGGUUUGUAUUCUCUUUCAUAUUAUCCAUUGCUCUCAACCGAUAGAGCAUCGUUACGUUACGUUACGUUGCUGUGCCGCGUACUCGCAAAUGUCGAUCUCUCCAUUCAAAUUUUAUUCAUCAUUGCUGGAGUAGUAGUUUUGUAAAUAUGCUUAUAAUGCUUUGUGGAAUUCCUAAAUAUAUUAAUUGAAUAAAUAAAUUAAUACGGAGUAGUUUAUACUACUUCAUAAA
Spinacia oleracea (spinach) is the source of this 1015-nucleotide messenger RNA. RefSeq names its product NAD(P)H-quinone oxidoreductase subunit U, chloroplastic. The transcript is spliced from 5 exons. Gene Ontology annotation, cellular component: chloroplast; chloroplast thylakoid membrane; NAD(P)H dehydrogenase complex (plastoquinone). NCBI's taxonomy places the organism in Eukaryota, Viridiplantae, Streptophyta, Magnoliopsida, Caryophyllales, Amaranthaceae. Bases 108 to 830 code for a protein of 240 amino acids. The record is from RefSeq and is a predicted model, not a curated record.